Nycticebus coucang (slow loris) is the source of this 3229-nucleotide messenger RNA. It is a transcript of the gene ARMCX2, whose product is annotated as armadillo repeat containing X-linked 2. Bases 544 to 2820 code for a protein of 758 amino acids. NCBI's taxonomy places the organism in Eukaryota, Metazoa, Chordata, Mammalia, Primates, Lorisidae. Gene Ontology annotation, cellular component: mitochondrion. The transcript is spliced from 5 exons. The record is from RefSeq and is a predicted model, not a curated record. Gene Ontology annotation, molecular function: protein binding.
UCGCGCUGCGCACUGCCCUGCGUUUAACCCAAGGGAGAAAGAAAAGGAGGAGGAGGAGCAGGAGGAGGAGGAGCAGGAGGAGGAGGACAAAAUAAAACCCAGAUCCGGGCAGCCAGUGUUUUCUGGUUUUAUUUUUGACAGUCAGGCCCCGCACCCCACAUCCCGUCUUGCAUUGAGAGGAGGAGAGAAGAGAAAUAAACGUGGCAGUGCAAAUAAGGGCCAGCCGGGAGGCUGGCAAAAGGUUCUCAGUCUCCACGGUCUGCAGUCUACACUUAUGCUCUUCAGUCUGUCUUUAGGAUGAAGCUCUAAAGUGAAGGAAAGAGAAGCAGCUCUGAAUCCUCGGAGGUUUGUCUGCCUUUGGGGCUUUGUUCAAGUACAGGAAAAGAGAAAACUGCUCCUGAUCCCAGGAGAUUGGUCCUGCUUGGCUUGCAGCCUCUUGCAUAACUUGCAAGCCUGGCCUGAAUAACCUUGCCCAGAAAAGCACACAUCCACUUGGGCAAGCCAGUUCUACACCCUGGAUCAGAAAAUCACCCCAUCUGUACCAUGAGCCGAGUUCGGGAUGCUGGCUGCGUAGCGGCGGGGAUAGUGAUUGGAGCUGGUGCCUGGUACUGUGUCUACAAAUACACCAGGGGAAGAGACCAGACAAAGAAGAGAAUGGUCAAGUCCAAGAACCGGGCUAUGACUGGGACUGGAGUCAGGGCUAGAGCAGGGCUAAGGGCCGGAUUCACAAUUGACCUUGGGCCAGGAUUCAGUCCCCCAAACCCUGUCCAGGCUGGGAGAGAGAACAGGGGCCAGGAAGAAGCUUUUGCUCUGGACGUGGCUGGAGCUGAAGCAUUGGCCCCAGCUGUAACCAGUGCUGAGGCUCAGAGUGGGGCAGGAAGUCAGGCCCAGGAGGCAGAUGUCUCCAGGGUUGGCCCUAAGGCUGAAUCAGAAGUCAGGGAUGCAGUGGCUUCUGCAAUUGCACCACCUUCUGGCGUGGCAGAGGCUCCCACAGCUGCAGAGGCCCCUGCAAUGGCAGGGACUCCCAAAGUGGCAGAAGCCCCCAGCACAGCAGAGGCUCCUGGGGCAGCAGUGCCUACUAAGGGGGCAGCACCCACUGAGACAGCUGAGGCUCCCAGGGUGGCAGUGCCUACUGAGGUGGCAGGGGCUCCGGGAGUGCCAGCACCUUCUGAAGCAGCUGAGCCUCCCAUGCCCACAACACCUACUGGGGCAGCUGUACCUAUUAGGGCAGCAACACCUACUGUGGCAGCAGCACCUAUUAAGGCACCUGCACCUACUGUGACAGCAGCACCUACUAAGGCACCUGCACCUACUGUGGCAGCAGCACCUACUGGGGCACCUGCACCUACUAGGGUAGCAGCACCUACUGGGGCACCUGCACCUACUAGGGCAGCAGCACCUACUGGGGCACCUGCACCUACUAGGGUAGCAGCACCUACUGGGGCACCUGCACCUACUAGGGUAGCAGCACCUACUGGGGCACCUGCACCUACUAGAGUAGCAGCACUUACUGGGGUACCCGCACCUACUAGGGUAGCAGCACCUACUGGAGUACCUGCAUCUACUGGGGCAGCUGCACCAACUGGGUUAGCAGCACCUACUGGGGCAGCUGCACUGACUGGGGCUGCAGAGGCUCCUGGGACUUCAGGGUCCCCUAGGACAGUGGCAGUUCCUGGAGCAGCAGCUGCCAAGAAAGCAACCCCUGGGGCUCAUACUGGAGCCAUACCGAAGGCUGGGGCAGCAGCUGGAGCUGUACCCAAAGGUGCAGCCAAAGGUGGAACCAGGUCCCGGAAUGGGGGAAAGGGCAAGGGCAAGAAAAGCAAGGUGGAAGUAGAUGAAUUGGGAAUGGGCUUCCGCCCUGGAGAUGGAGCUGCAGCAGCUGCUGCAGCCUCUGCUAAUGGGGGACAAGCCUUCCUGGCAGAAGUCCCUGACUCUGAGGAAGGGGAGUCUGGAUGGACUGACACAGAGUCGGAUUCAGACUCUGAGCCUGAGACCCAGCGUAGAGGGAGGGGUAAACGACCUGUUCCCAUGCAGAAGCGCCCCUUUCCUUAUGAAAUUGAUGAGAUUCUGGGUGUUCGAGAUCUCAGGAAAGUCCUUGCCUUGCUUCAGAAAUCAGAUGAUCCUUUCAUCCAACAGGUAGCUUUACUCACCCUGAGCAACAAUGCCAAUUAUUCCUGUAACCAAGAGACAAUUCGCAAAUUGGGAGGCCUCCCAAUUAUUGCAAACAUGAUCAAUAAAACUGAUCCUCAUAUUAAGGAAAAAGCCUUAAUGGCCAUGAAUAACCUGAGUGAGAAUUAUGAAAAUCAGGGCCGGCUUCAGAUAUACAUGAACAAAGUGAUGGAUGAUAUUAUGGCAUCUAACCUGAACUCAGCAGUACAGGUAGUUGGACUGAAAUUUUUAACAAACAUGACUAUUACUAAUGACUACCAGCACCUGCUUGUCAAUUCCAUUGCAAAUUUCUUCCGUUUGCUAUCUCAGGGAGGUGGAAAAAUCAAGGUUGAGAUAUUGAAAAUACUUUCGAAUUUUGCUGAAAAUCCAGAUAUGCUCAAAAAACUUCUCAGUACCCAAGUGCCAGCAUCAUUUAGUUCCCUCUAUAAUUCUUAUGUAGAAUCAGAAAUUCUUAUUAAUGCCCUUACUCUGUUUGAGAUCAUCUAUGACAAUCUCAGAGCAGAAGUGUUCAACUACAGAGAAUUCAAUAAAGGUUCCCUUUUCUACUUAUGCACUACAUCUGGAGUGUGCGUUAAGAAAAUUCGAGCCUUAGCAAAUCACCAUGACCUCUUGGUGAAAGUGAAAGUUAUAAAACUAGUGAACAAAUUCUGACUGGCUAUGUGCUUUCAAAAGAAUUGAAGAAAUGUCUUGGUUUUGCAGUCUGGAAGCAUUGAAAAUUGGAAGUUACUACUUUUCCCCUUGCUCAUAUAGUAAAGGGAUCCUUUCAGCUGCCAGUUUUGAAUAGUGUAUCAUCCAAAGUGAUGUUAUCUGUGACAGUCACCUGCUUUAAGCUGAACCAUUUUAUGAAUACCAAAUAAAUAGUCCUCUUGUACUGAAAACACAUUUGUGACUUUAGUUGUGCUACUUGGAUGGAAAUAUUUUUACUGAUUCCUCUGUGAUUUGACAGUGAACCUGUCCAUAAUGAAUGGCCUACUCUUCUAUUAUUUGUUUCCACUUGAAUUUAUCCACCAAAGAUUUUAUUUGUAUAUCAUCAAUAAAGUUGUUUCAACUGACAAAAAAA